This is a messenger RNA of Glycine soja, 1340 nucleotides long. Its product is annotated as GDSL esterase/lipase At5g08460-like. The transcript has 5 exons. Lineage: Eukaryota; Viridiplantae; Streptophyta; Magnoliopsida; Fabales; Fabaceae. The record is from RefSeq and is a predicted model, not a curated record. Gene Ontology annotation, molecular function: hydrolase activity, acting on ester bonds. Bases 1 to 1158 code for a protein of 385 amino acids.
AUGAGUGUGAGAGUUAUUGUGUACCUUUUAUCUACUGUACUAGUAGUAUCUUCCACAUUUGUAGAAUCAAGAGCAUUGCUUCAAUUCCAAGAUCCUUCUCCUCCCUCAACUGCACCUUCUUCUUCUCCUGUCCCUUUAGCGCCAGCGUUGUUCGUCAUCGGAGACUCCUCCGUUGAUUGCGGAACCAACAAUUUUCUUGGCACCUUCGCACGCGCCGAUCACCUUCCUUACGGAAAAGAUUUCGACACCCACCAACCCACCGGAAGAUUCUCCAAUGGAAGGAUCCCCGUCGAUUAUCUUGCUCUGCGUCUUGGGCUCCCUUUUGUGCCAAGUUAUCUUGGGCAGACAGGGGCUGUGGAGGAUAUGAUUCAAGGGGUAAACUACGCUUCUGCUGGCGCUGGCAUUAUUCUCUCUAGUGGCUCUGAAUUGGGUCAGCACAUCUCCCUCACUCAGCAAAUUCAGCAAUUUACAGACACACUUCAGCAGUUUAUAUUGAACAUGGGCGAGGAUGCUGCAACCAAUCACAUAUCCAAUUCUGUCUUUUAUAUUUCUAUUGGAAUCAACGACUACAUUCAUUACUAUCUGCUCAAUGUCUCUAACGUGGAUAAUUUGUACCUACCCUGGCAUUUCAACCACUUUUUAGCAUCUUCACUCAAGCAAGAGAUAAAGAACUUGUACAAUUUAAAUGUUAGGAAAGUGGUGAUCACGGGACUUGCUCCUAUUGGCUGUGCCCCUCACUACUUGUGGCAGUACGGCAGUGGAAAUGGAGAAUGUGUUGAGCAGAUAAAUGACAUGGCCGUUGAAUUUAACUUUCUCACGAGGUACAUGGUUGAAAAUCUUGCUGAGGAGCUCCCGGGUGCCAAUAUCAUCUUCUGUGAUGUGUUAGAAGGUUCCAUGGAUAUUUUAAAGAAUCAUGAACGUUAUGGCUUUAACGUCACGAGCGAUGCCUGCUGUGGAUUGGGAAAGUACAAGGGCUGGAUCAUGUGCUUAUCACCAGAAAUGGCAUGCAGUAAUGCCUCCAACCAUAUCUGGUGGGACCAGUUUCAUCCAACUGAUGCAGUGAAUGCCAUUCUGGCCGACAAUAUAUGGAAUGGCCGGCACACUAAAAUGUGCUAUCCUAUGAACUUGGAGGACAUGGUAAAUAGGAUGGCAAGAUGAUAUUUUGAUGUUAGUUUACUCCCCUUUUUGCACAUUAGUGUUUGAUACCUCAAUGGCUCUGCUAAUAAGUAGGUAGUCUUUUUUUAUUUUUUAUUUUUUGCACAUGUUGCUGCUGAAGAGAACUAGUGUAGAUACAUAUAACGUUGUAAACGUAUAAUGGUUGUCAAAUAUUAAUACUAACA